CAAGUGCCUAAAUUAUUAUCCGUUUGGGUUCGUGUGCGUCGCCCGACGACCGACGCCAUCUUCUUCUCCAAUUCGGGAGUACUUAGCUAUACGCGGGAAACGUCGACCGCGGAGUCUGCUGCAGUGUCUCGACAGUCGACAUAAUAUUUUCCUGGCUAUACAUACAUAAAGGGUUGGUCGCGCUCGAAACGAGUCUUGACGAAAUUCACGCAAUGUGUUCCAACGCCAACAAAUACGUCGCCUCCGCGGUAUGUACCACCGUGGUGUACAAUGUACGAAUAUUUAAUAGUCAUUUUGUGUUGACAAUUUUUGUUUAUCCGCAUAGGCGAUCCUGAUCCUGAUCCUGUGCGUCUUGAGUACCGAACAAUCGCUGUUUUCUCGAAAGAAAUCCACCACACAGCCACCGCCACUGCAGUCUUUCGGUAUUUUUGAGCAACAGUCCGCGUAAGUUCACACAAAAUAAUAAACACACUAAUUCAUAUUUUUAUACGUUUGAAUCCAAAAGGGAAUAAUGAUACAUUUUUAUUGCCAAAUAAAUAAUGGCUAAUUAAAUAAUUUAUUGUUCGACUCUACUUCAAAUUGGAAUUUAAUUACGUUUAAUUAUCAAUAUAAUAAGUCCUAGUAGAUUGCGACUCUCUAAUAUAUACAUAUAUUAUUUUGUUCAGAUUUUAGAUUUAAGCGUUUUCUUAAGUUUACUGAUAUUUAUUAUUAUUUAAAUAUUCUAGAGAAUAUUGAAAAUGUAUAAAGUAUUUUAUAUAUUUUACUAAUAUAAAACAAUAUCCGUUUCAGUCCUGUUCCGCAAAAAGAAAAAUCGCAUUGGUGGCAAAUAAAAUCUUUACUUCCUUUCACUUCCGAUUCAUCCAAAAGUGCGGAAAUUUCUGCAGGGUCAAAUUCAAAUCAAGUGGCCGUGGCCGUUCCUCUUGUACACCAAAAGGUAACGUGUGUUUUUAUUUUAUUAUUAAUUGUUUUUCUCUUAUUCUGUUUUAAAAAGAAAUGCUAAACACUAUAAUAGGUGUGUGACAAAUGUAUUAUUACUGAAAAUAUUAGUAUGUAGGUCCUAAUUCUUUUGGGAAAUAAAGGCUGAAAAUAAUUUUGGAAUUUUUUCUAAUGUAUAAUAGUUUGUUUCUUUACAUUUUUUUUCUAAAUUGCCCAAGUGAAAGUACCGGGAAAGUUAAAUAUCACGUGGUCAAUUUUCGUGGUUACAUCGGCACUUACAACUUUUUGUAAAGACGUCCUUUAUUUUAUAUUUCUGAUUAUAAUUUUGAAUACAGUUUUGAGUAUGCAGUUUGCCAUGCCCUUGCUAUACGCCGGUGAAUAACUGUAUAGAAAUUCCAUAAACAUAUGGAGUAAUUUAGUUAAAAUAAAUUUUGGUUUUGAAUUUUUGAUUUCCGUUAACUCAUUCAUGAAAUAUUUCACUUUUAGUUUAAGCAGGGGAGAGUAAUGGAGUAUAAUUUGUGAAUUGUUAUUAUAGAUUCUCAUUUAAAAAACUAAAGUUGAUAUCGCCAACAGGAUACUCCUUAAAUGUUGUGAAAAUCUAAGUAUACGAAAAUAUCUUCUUUAACUAUACUUAAAAAUUCCAAGAAUCAGAAUUUGAAUAAACGCAUAAUUUACCCAUACAAAUGGGGUGAGCACGCUUAUUAAUAAAUUACCCAGUAUAGCUGUUGAUUUAAAAUGAAAACUAAGCCAUAAACAUGUUAGCAUGACAAAUAAUUAAGUUUUAAACUAUUGUUGUUUUCAGUAUUAUUGUACGCUAAAUUACCUAUUCCAAACUCCGCACCUAUAAUAGCGGCCUACCCGCAAUGCGAAGUAUGUCCGGCUUUUAUUGUAACAUUUAAAACGACAUUUCACAGUACUUAAAUAAUUGUGUCUGUAUAAACGGUAGAAAGUAAACGGCGUAUAUUUUAUGCUUAAGCCGGGACGGGGAAAAAAAAAAAAAAUGUUUAUUCAAAUUAUUAUUAUUCGCUGGGUAUAACAUUAUAAAUGGAAAAUAUUGUAUUACCGCAAACACGCAUAUUAUUCGCGUCCGCCGUCAUUGAGGUUUCUUCGCGUUGUUAAUAUAAUUCGUUAGAAUGCCCCGUUCGGUAGGUUUGACAGCCUAACGUUCUCGCGUAUUGCCAGUCUUUUUUCACGCUAUUUACACGUGCAUUAUAAUUACGCGCGCAUAUUCGAUUUAGUGCAACAAAUCAUCGUCAUCGUGUAUUAGAGAUACUAUACAUUUCAGGUCUUGGACACGCGCGAUUUAAUUCAAUUUUCCAUUGUGCUGCGUCCAUACGCGUGCCGCGAAAACUAACCGCCGCCGGUGAUUAUUUAUAAUGUGUCGUUUAUCGAUAGCAAUACGAAUUGCGAUUUUGUCGUAUACAUCGGCCCGCCGCCGGCAAUUUUGUACGAUCGAAAAGUUAAAAUCCGAAUAUUAAUAUUGAAAAUCAGCGGGAAACUAAAUGAUUUUUAGAUUCUAUCGAUUUCACCUUUAUCGGAUACUAUUUGUUCGUUAUUGAACCUAUGAUCAACUUUUCUAUCAGAAAUCCUGUUUCGAUUUUCAAGCGCAGCGUCUUCGUUGCGAUCCAAUUUUAUCCAGUUGGUGCGUCGAAGAGGUCAUUUUUUGAUUUAGUUUCUUUUUUAGUUUUGUUAAUGAUUGGGAAAAAAUUCGUAAAACGGGAAAAUUUUCGGCAAUAACGGUUUGUUUAUUUGUUGUAAUAACAUUGAAAAUAAUCGUUUUCAAUACAUUUAUACAUGCAUUUGAAAUUCUUAAUUAUUUAUUUUUUUUACAUUUCAAUUUAUAUUUACUUCAGUUUUCGCGAGACGAUUGCGAUUUAUAAUCACACGAACAUUAUUCGGUCGUUCGGUAAUUCGUGAUCAAACGAGUAAGAAUAAUUGAGAACGAACCUCGUUCGUCGUCGUGACAUCUGCACGUCUAUAAUAAUAUUAUCUCCUCUUUCAUCACGAAAUCAGAAAACUUAACAACACAUCCUCGUGCAUUGGACUAAUAAUAAUUGGAGACGAUCGUAGGUAUAGGUUAUUUCCGAUUUUCGUGCAGUAUUGUUACCCGAUCUGAAAUUAUCUCUCGUAUUGUUAUUUUAACGACGUUCGGAAAGCGUCUCGUCGGAUGUACAAGCCGUUUUCUCAGGACGUUUCACCGUCGUCGAUAUAAAAUAUGGAAUUUAUGAGAAUUAAUGUGUUUAAAAUUAACUCGUUGUACCUACGGCGGCGGCGGUGUCGCUGCCGUCGUCACUGAAUUUGGACGGGAAAUGGCCAAGGGGUUAGGUUUAGUUUUUAAAUAUUUCAGCCGAUUUAUGUCACAGGCGGUUUUUUUAUUUUCAUAUAUUAAUAUAUUAUAAUACAGGCUCAUCUCGGAAUAAUUUUCUCGGAACAACAAGUGACCGCCGUCGUACGACCAGCAGCCAUAUAGAUGGUUCGUUCGGUCGCGCGUAUUAUAAUAUACCACGUCUCCGUAUACGGGUUAUCGGGUUCGAGGAUCAUCAUCACACGGGAGGAAAAAACGUUUAUAAUGAAGAGAUUUUCUUUCUUUCUUUCAUUUUUUUUUUUUUUUUGAAAUUUUUUUUUUAUUGAAAUCUUUCCCCUCGCUUAUAGUAGGUAUACCUAUAUUUACUACUUUACGUCUAUGCGCACGGCGUGUGUCCGUUUUCGGUUCGUGAUCGAAGAAAGUGACGCCGAAGGUCAAGCCCUGUACCUAUGUGCGUGUGUGUGUGUGUGUGUGUGUAUGUGCGUAUAUACUUAAACACUGGCAAAAAAUAAAUAAAAAAAUAAAAAAUAAAGAAGAGAGAAAUCGAUGAGAGCACGACCGCGAGAAUAGCCGUAUGACAUGUACGUAUCCUCCGCACAUUAUAAUAAAAUAUACUCGUAUAUCCACAUAGAAUUCCUAUAAUGUAAAAUAACACCGCUGCGCGCGGAUAUGCCGAUUGUUACGGCGGGCGACCGUGAGAUUUAUCGUCUCGGGGUUCGCCCGUUGAAAUUGCAAAGCGUUAUUAUAGGUAUAUACGAUUUAAUGUUUCGCUCGCAAGUGCGUAUUUCGUAUACUUUUAUGUUUACGUUUUGACUACUACACAGUUUCGCGGUUUUGCUUUUUUCUGUUUGAAUCGCGUGAACCGUUUUCUAUUUCUUCCCUCCGGUCCAUCAAAUCACAAGUCCCCAUAAAUCCCUAAAAUAGGGUUCUUGGUUCCCUGUUCCCGGUGGCCGCGUUUGUCGCGCACUCGUCCACCUCCUGUUCGUACGUGAUGGCCACCGUCAUUUCAUUGACGGUUCGUCUGACCCGUUUAAAUGCGUCCUGGAGAUGAUCAGGGACCUGAGAGGACCGCAAAGAAGGUCGGAGAUUUUUUUCGAUGUAGGCAAUCGGUCGUUAAGGAAAGGACCAAAGAUGCAGUUUCACUCAUAAUCGAGUGUAUUUUUGGUCCCGGGAAAUUCCAGAACCUAAUUCGAUUUUGACAUAUUUUUUUGUCUCUAUGAUUUUUGUCUUAAGCAAUUCGUUUCCCUUUAUUUGUUGGUCUGAAUAAUUCAAGUGUAUGUUUCUUCUAAUACACACAGAAUGUAGUUAUACCAAAAAUGAAGAUAUCCCAAAUCACUAACUACGAUGCACUCUUCUUUAGAAAAAAGGCAAAAGUUAUAAAAUUAUGUGACUUAUGACCAUUUAGAGUACCAUAUUUAGAAUUUCCAGGAUCAUUUAGUAGUUAUGUCAUAAUGUCAUUUAGCAAUAUUUAUAAUUUAUUUAAUUUGCUUGUAUUGAAAAUUAUACAAAAUUGACUGAAGCUUUUAUUUCUAGAACCAGAGUUAUGUUUGUUGUGCGAUUUCUCAUUGAAUAAUGAUUUUUGCGGGAGUAUUGUCGUGUCCCCGGCCCUUUUCGUUUUAUAGUACACAGGGUGAUACAAGAUACUGUAGAUACUUGUGUGACAAUUAUUAUUGCAAUACGAGAUAUGAUAGAUAUUGUAUGUAUUUAAAUAAUAUAUUUAUUCGAUACUGGGUACUGGGUAGUGGAUAUAUUACGAAUAGAGAAUUAAUAAAAAUCAUUCCCACUUCAAUGACACAACUAGUAUAUAUUAAACGUCGAUUUCUCGAGGUACUUGGCCGGGACCUCUGAUUCAAAGUUUGACUCAAACCUUUCAAACAUUAUUUGGUUUCUCUGUUGUUUUCAUACCUUCAGUUUUCCGGCUGAUUUCCGAAUACUCGGGCGGGAUAAUAGUCAAGUCUCAGUUAAAUCCUAGUUGAAUCUGGAUUAUAAUACUAUUGUAUAGUAAUUAAUAACGAUAGUGUAUGGAAUCGAUGUGUACACAUCUGUUAAAUGAUGUGUAUUGUAUACGUAUCGACACCGUUACCGUGCGAAUUAUUAAAACCCGAAACAGAGGUUACGCAGAUAAAUUCGAAUCCGCGUCGGUUUUCGUUUAGACUCGUAAAUCUGCAAAUAACAACGUCCGUCGGUACGUUAUAAUAUUUCGAUAAUAAUACACGAAAUAAUAUGAAAGUUAAUAAUAAUAAUAAUUGUCGAUGAUUAAUUUUUCAGUUGGAUAUGUCUAAUAAAACCACGGAUAUUAUAAAACUAGUUAGUCACCUAUACGUAUAUAUUAUAUUCUAAUCUCCAUGACGGCCUAAACGGUUAUAUUUUGAUUUAUACCCGUGCGUAUAUACGUUUAUUUAGUUGGAUUUUAAUAUUGAAAUCCACCCACGUACGAUGUACGAUGCAAUUAUAAGCACCUAUGUUUUUAAUUUUUUCAAAAUUAAAAAAAAAAACCGCAAUGGUUCGUGUUCAUAUAAUAAAUAAGUUUUCUUGUUUUCACUCGUUAUUAAAAUAAUAUAAACGAUGCCUAUACUGCUGCAGCAGUAUUACUCGUUUAAUGCUGUGUAAAAAUAAAAAACGGCUGAUAUUCCUGAUAGAUGUUUAAGAAAACUCCUUUCGGACAAAGAGUUGUGGACUAUCUCGGUUCAAAAUGGUUUAAUGAGCUAAAUGAAGUCUCUCUAAAAAAAAAAAAAAAAAUUCUAAAUCCAAAAUGUGUGAAAUAAAUCAUUGGUUUUCAAAAACAUUUAAGGUCGUAUUACGGCAUCUGAAAAUAAGCACUGAACGUUUUUACUCGAUUUUCGAUUACCGUUAAUAUAUUCAAGUGUACUGCAACCACUGCAGUUUUCUUUUCAAAAAUAACGUGUUUCCGCUACGUAUUGGCGGUAUAGUGGGCAAUAUCCAGUAGUGAAACCCGAGUAGUGACCUCUCCCCUAUCGGUUUAUAAAUUCAACAAUAAUUAUUAUGAACGUUUGUUUUAUAGUGUUAUGUUGGUAGUGAAUGUUUUAGCCGAUAUUAUAGUUACGAGGAAAAGUAAAACUCGAUUUAUUGAAUAAAACUCGGCUUUUUCCGGAUCGGGCUUGUAAACUCUCGUCGUCGGGUCAGGUAUAAUCGAAGACCGUUCGACGAUUAAUUUACGAUUUACAGUACAUCGCGUCCCAUUUUGAAAAUCCCGGAGUAUCCGCGCCACCGCAGAUACAUGUGCCGCAAAACGCCGCGGCGCACUGAAAACAAUAUGUUUUAAAUGGGAUUGUACAAACGGUCGGCGGGAUUAUUCACCGCGGUCGCCUCCUAUCGCGCGGUGCCCGCACGAUUUCGCCGCUUUCUUCGACCCGAACGCGUCCGAUAAGUCUCGUAUCCCGUAAUAUAUACCGCGGCUUCGGUACCACACCGUCCACGAGAAAUACACCGCGUUAUACGUGUACGCACACUCGUAAGUUGCGCGCGCUUUUAAAUAAUUGACGUUUACGAUACCUACCGGCGAGCAUACGGUAAGCGUGUAAGGUGCGCGGGUUCCGCGAAAGUCCGGUAUAGGUACUGCACUACCGUGGACCGUACCGUGAUAAAUUCGGAUUCCGCGCUACUUGCGAGACGUCGCUAUGACAUUAUAAAAUUCGUUUUCGGUCGGCGGUUUCUUCUUUUCGGGCUAAAACAACGCGGUCUUUCGAUAAAAAAAAAAAAAAAAAAAAUCACCACCGCAGUACAUUAUAAUAAUAUGACCGACGGCGAAUCGUGAUAAUUGUACGGGAUUUCAAUGCGCUCCGUGCUGUUUACCGAAGCUCGCUGCGCUACACCCGUACACAGUUUUUUUUCGUCUACUAUUGCAGUCGAACGAGAAUAUUUCAUAGAAAUUUCAGUUUGCAUUUUUUUUCACAAAUGUUUGAUUUGUAUAGUCGUUUUCUUUCUUUAUUUAUUUUUUCCAGAGCGCGGUUAGGGUUUUUCAAAUGAAAUUUCUAUUUGGAAAUUUCAAAUCCAUGACAUAUUAGAUUAUUACUAAUAAUAUUUAUUUUUCGCAAUUUGGUUUUUGUUUUGUUUUUAUGUUCAGCGAAGAAUGUAUUAGUUUUACUGUGAUAUGUGAUUUUUACAUUUUUUGUUCUGUCUGUUAACGACUUUUCUUUAAGAAACUGUUGCAUCUUUUAUUUAAGCAAAUUGCGUCUAGUGGUGCAUUGCGAGGGCGAUCAUUUUUUGAUUUCCCAUUUGAUUAUUAGACUUUUCUAAACGUGGUAAAUGUUCAAAAUAUUACGAUGAUUUUUGAGCUCUUAUUAUAAGCAUAUGACAUUUUCGAGUUAUUUUGAGUAUUUAUUUAAUUUUAUGUGGCUACAAUUAUUGUUUUGGCCGAGCAGAAAUUAAUGAAAAUUUCACAAUAAUUAAAUUACUUGGUCGUUAAUAAAAAGAACAAAAAAUUUACCCCAUUACAAUAGUAUUUUUUUCUACAUGCGUUUUAAAAUCAAAAUUUGACGAAAAUCGUGAAGUAAUUUAACCUCUCUCAUAAUCGUUUUUUGUUAGCAACGAUUUAUUAUUCUGAGUGGAUUUCAGUGUAUGGUAACAGCUAGUCAAAAAUUAAAACCAAUGUAUCGAUACUGGGUUGUUAAUUUUUUUACGAAAGCUGUCAGUAUUAUAAUUUAGAAAUCGUGUACAAAUAAAAUAUUAACAGUUGGAAAGUCCGCAUUUUAGAUGGUAUUGCAUAAAAAAAAAUGAUUUAAUAAUUUUUAAAAAUCGCGAAAAAGAAUUUGUCGAGGAUAAAACUCACACAUCUGUAAAAUCUGAUUUCAUUUCCUCGUACUUUCUAUUUAUUUUCUUAAAAUAUUUCAUUAUAAUUUAUAACAUAUUUGGUAAUUUUUUUCAGUUGCAGUCCAUUAUCGACCAUCAGAUUAACUCGGACGUGAGAUGGGUACCGUGUUUGUGCCCGGUGCGCAAGGGUGAGCAUCAACAGCAGCAACAGCAGCAUCAUCAACAGCAGCAGCAGCAGCAGCAACAUCAACAUCAUCAGCAGCAGCAACAGCAGCAGCAGCAACAGCAGCAGCAGCAACAGCAACAGCCGCAGCAGCAACAGUAUGGGUCGUCUUAUUACCCCCCGACUACCACUCAGGCAACGGGGGACACAGUUGACAGCAAUGCGCCGCGUUUCAUCUUUGCCAACUAUCCGGUCGAGAAUUGAAAAAAAAAAAAAAAUGUCAUCGAUGUUAUUAUAUAUGUACUAUUGUAUACUUGUAUAUUAUUCUCGACGACUCGUUUAAUUUAUUCGCAAACGGAAAAACAUUAAAUUAUUUAUUUAUUUAUUUUUUGUUCGUGUGUUUUUUUUUUUAUUAUUUAUUGACCGUCACGAACAUUACAG
Molecule: messenger RNA, 8615 nt
Organism: Cinara cedri
Lineage: Eukaryota; Metazoa; Arthropoda; Insecta; Hemiptera; Aphididae
Source: the annotation of a GenBank genome assembly